AUGGCGGCAAAGAGGAGGAACCAAAAUCAAAACGUGGAUACAUCAUCGAAAUCUAACAAUUCUGGAAGAAGUAGACUGACCCGACGAAAUGGUGGGAGAGAGACAGAGAAAGACAAUAUAAAGCAUGAAAGGAAUCACUCUUAUCUAGCUCUAGUUCUGGUUUUGGCUGUUGUCUGUGGAGUCCUUCAUAGGAACCACCUGAGUCACAUGUUUGAGAGUGACCGUCACUUUUCACACCUGUCAACACUGGAGAGAGAACUGGCCUUCAGGACAGAGAUGGGCCUGUAUUUCUCUUACUACAAGACGAUGAUCGAGUCAUCAUCGUUUUCGGAAGGACUUCACAAAGUUAUGAAUGACAACAUCACGGAAUACCCCCUGACGAUUAACACUCUGAAGCGGUUCAACCUCUACCCGGAGGUGGUGCUGGCAGCGGGUUAUCGGUUUUACGAGGCUGCCAAUGCAUACUUUGGUAGGCGCACCAAGAUUUGCUGGACAGUGAACAGGGGUGAGGGCUUGGAGCCAGUCCAGAGCUGUGAAGGCCUUGGAGAGCCAUCUUACUUCUACGUGGAAUCCGUGUUCCUGCUCAACGGCUGUAUGAUGGCGAUCUUCUUCCUCUUUGCUACUUACCUCAGUGGCUCUUUGUUUGGGGGCCUCCUUACUGUGGCGGCAUUCUUUUACAACCAUGGAGAGUGUACAAGAGUUCAGUGGACGCCUCCUCUACGAGAGAGCUUUGCUUAUCCUUUCUUCGUCGUGCAAAUGUUCAUUGUAACUUAUAUUAUCAGGUGUAGAGAGCCUGGUUACAAGUCCAGUCUGUCCCUGGCCCUGGCUAUCAUCUGCUUCAUGUUACCCUGGCAGUUUGCACAGUUUGCUUUGCUCAUCCAGACUCUGGCUGUGUUUGGAACGUAUGUCAUUGGAUACCUGUCAGCAAAGAAAACACUGGUCAUUCUGACAGGUCAACUGAUUGGUUUGGCUGUGAGUUUCAUCCUCCUGUUCGGUAACGAGAUGUUACUCACCUCAUUCUAUGCCUCCUGCCUUUUCACAGUUCUGGCCAUUGUUCUGCUGGAGCCAGUCAUACACAGAGCAGGCUUCCGUCUCAUCAUUUGGGUUGUUCAGGGAGUUCUAUUGGUCGGUGGAACACUGGGUCUCAAAUUCUCUCUCUCCAGGCUCCUUGGUGUGGCUGAUGAUGCUCAUAUUUCUGACAUUUUCCGCAGCAAGUUUAGUAACUUCCAGAAUUUCCACACCAUGCUGUACACCUGUGCUGCUGAGUUUGACUUCAUGGAUCCUUCAACCCUGGUAAAGCUCACCACAACCCUGCUUCUGCCUGCUGCUGUUGUGGUUGUUCUGACUGUUAUGGUGAAGGUCCUCCUGCAGGAAUACAGGCUUAUGAAGCAAGGGGAGGAAACUGAGACUGUCAAACUCAAUGGAUCUGGGGACUGUCCAGAUUACUCCUUAAAUCAUUCAAGACAGUAUGCUGAGGUUGUCUACCAUCUGCUGAUGACUGUAGCCUUCACGGCCAUGGCUCUGAUCAUUAUGAGACUUAAGCUGUUCUGGACACCUCAGCUGACUUUGAUCACAUCUCUCCUCGCCUCUCCACAAGUGUUUGGCUGGGUAGGGGGACGAGAACGACACUUUGCCCUAGUGUCUCUGAUCCUGGCGGGAAUGUCUGUGCAGGGGGUGAACCACCUGAGUUACCAGUGGGGCAUCUUGGGAGAGUUCAGUAACUACCCCAUGGAGGAGAUGGUGGAGUGGGUGAAAGCCAACACCCCGCAGAAUGCUGUAUUUGCUGGCCCCAUGCCAACCAUGGCAACCAUCAAACUGUCAACCAAUCGACCAAUCGUAAACCACCCACAUUACGAAGACGCCGGACUCCGAGAGAGAACAAAGAAGGUGUACUCUAUGUACAGCCGUAAGCCUGUAGAGGAAGUGAAGCAGAACCUUAUAGACUUACAAGUGGACUAUGCUAUUCUGGAGGAUUCGUGGUGCUUACGGAAAACCAGACCAGGGUGUGGCAUGCCUGAGAUCUGGGACAUAGAGGACAAGGUUAACAGAGGAGGCACGCCUACCUGCGUCCAGUUAAAAAAGGACCCAAAGCCACAUUUUAGGAGAGUUUUCAAGAACAACGUUUAUCAGAUUUUACAAGUACUCAAAUAAAUAUUACACAUUUUUUUUAUUUUUCAGGUUUUAACUUUCCAUCAUUUUUUUUUUUUUUUGAAUUGCAAGCUUGCAUUCCUUUCUGAUCUGCUUAUUGACCAUUUGUACAAUUCCAUACUUGGAUUCCAUCUUAAGCAAGUGCUCAAUUCUUGAUUUUCAGGUUGUACUUGUAUAAAAAAAAAACAAAAAAAAAACAUCAGUAUAAUAUUGUAGAGGACUAGUGUUUAGUACAUUUACUGUUAUCCCUCGUAUUUACCUGAAUGAAUGAACAAAUUAUUAUGAGAUUUAUUUGAAAUACCCUAAAUGACCUAAAAGUAUGUCCAGGAAAGAGCGUUUUUGGAGGCAAAUAAUGAGAUGGGAUACUACCUCUGGUGCUAAAAUUUACAUUUUCCCAGUAGGAUAUCACCCUCCAUUCCAGACACCUCUGAAAAGCGCCUUUCUAAAAUAAAUAGAACUCUCAGAAUCUGGAAAAAUGGGCAACUUUGUCAUGGAUGAAAUUUUAGGUCAUUGAGGGUAAUAUUAUUCUUAACCUAUUUCUCAUUGCUGCAAACGUUUCAAAUUACAAAUAAAUGAAAGUCAGCUUCAGGUCUAGUUGUUCAAAACUGUUUUAAGACUUAUUACCAGGUUUAACUUUAAGCCGAGUCCUCAAUUUUGUACUUGGCCCCAAAAUAAUUGCAUAACAGUAUUUUAAAUAUGAACUAUAUCUUCUGCUGUGAUAUGCUCUGACUUUGGACAGCUGCAAUGGCUGCUGAAUUUAGCUAAAAUUGUAAGAAUAAAAUACGGCUUAAUACUAGCAUUAGUUAAUACAGUUUUGAACAACUGGCUCCAGUCU
Molecule: messenger RNA, 2983 nt
Organism: Liolophura sinensis
Lineage: Eukaryota; Metazoa; Mollusca; Polyplacophora; Chitonida; Chitonidae
Product: protein C-mannosyl-transferase DPY19L1-like
Exons: 22
Coding region: 1-2151 (716 amino acids)
Cellular component (GO): nuclear inner membrane
Molecular function (GO): mannosyltransferase activity
Source: RefSeq, a predicted model, not a curated record